Molecule: messenger RNA, 237 nt
Organism: Adineta ricciae
Lineage: Eukaryota; Metazoa; Rotifera; Eurotatoria; Adinetida; Adinetidae
Source: the annotation of a GenBank genome assembly
AUGACCAAAGGAUCAAACGGAAACAGUUUGCAAACUGGGUUCGAACAAACUUCUGAAAAGCUAAAUCGUGCUGAUGCCGACACCAAAGGUGGCAUCAAGCGAAAACGAAAGUUCUCACAAAAAGUAAUGGUGUGGUUAGCUGCCUGUUCCAAAGGUAUUACACCUUUGACUAUUGAAGUUGGCACGAACUGGCCAAUGUUAUGGACUGGAGCAAAGUCCAAUCAAAAGCAACACUGA